Messenger RNA from Paramecium sonneborni, 198 nucleotides. Lineage: Eukaryota; Ciliophora; Oligohymenophorea; Peniculida; Parameciidae. The record is from the annotation of a GenBank genome assembly.
AUGGGGAAUUGGAUGCCCAAUCGAAUUAAUCCACAGCCAUAUUUAUUUUAUGAUAUGGAAGGGAGCAAUUUUCUUCAUGGUUCUGUCUCCGAUUUGACACAGAAAUAAAAUCAGAAUAAACUGAAUUUUAUGUUAGUCUUCAUCCUAUAAUUAAAAUAUAAGAAAAGUAAAAUUUUAAUAUCCUAAUUUCAUUUUUGA